UCACAAUACAUGCUAGACAUACCUAUGACAGAAGUCAUCUGACCAAUAAGAGGAACUCUUAUUAGGAGUCAAGCGCAUGCUCAGUAGGCUCAACAUUUCAUGUGUGUCUUACAUCGCGAGUCCGGUGGAGGUCACAGUGAAUUGGUAAAGCAUUGGGACUGAUCCUUUCCCAUCAUGGCUAAAUUGUUUGAGUCAAUUGGAAAAUUGGGGCUGGCCCUGGCUGUUGGUGGAGGUGUGGUGAACUCUGCCCUUUUUAAUGUGGACGCAGGGCACAGGGCAGUGAUCUUUGACCGGUUUCGGGGGGUGCAGGAUGCCGUAGUUGGGGAGGGGACACACUUCCUGAUCCCCUGGGUCCAGAAACCAAUAGUCUUCGACUGCAGGUCUCGUCCCCGUAACGUGCCAGUCAUUACUGGAAGUAAAGAUUUGCAGAAUGUGAACAUCACCCUAAGGAUUCUGUUCCGGCCCGUUGCUAACCAGCUACCACGCAUCUUCACCAGCAUUGGCGAGGACUACGAUGAGCGAGUGCUUCCCUCAAUCACCACCGAAGUGCUAAAAGCAGUCGUGGCCCGGUUUGAUGCAGGAGAGUUGAUCACACAGAGAGAGUUGGUGUCCAGGCAAGUCAGUGAAGACCUGACUGAGCGUUGCUCCACAUUUGGCCUUAUUCUGGAUGAUGUGUCCCUGACACACUUGACCUUUGGUAAGGAGUUUACGGAGGCUGUGGAGAUGAAGCAGGUGGCACAGCAGGAAGCAGAGAGGGCCCGGUUUGUUGUGGAGAAGGCGGAGCAGCAGAAACAGGCAGCCAUCAUCUCUGCGGCAGGAGACUCCCAGGCUGCCCUGCUGAUCGCCAACUCACUGGCCACGGCCGGCGACGGCUUGGUGGAGCUGCGUAAGCUGGAGGCGGCAGAGGACAUCGCCUUCCAGCUCAGCCGCUCCCGCAACGUCACCUACCUGCCCUCCAACCAGGGCACACUAUUGCAGCUGCCGCAGUGAGGGCAGUAACACCCCCCCCACACACACACACCCCCCCCCCACACACAUAUACAUACACACACAGUAACGGACAUAACUCCAGACUGACUCACGCAUAGACUGUGUUGAGCCACUGAAAGGACUACCAAUCUCAAACCCAGAAUGCAUCUCGAUUGUGACCUUUACGUUGUCGAUCUCCCGCUUAGCAUUGCCUUGUCUCUUGCUUACUCUCUCUGUAAUAAAAGUAUGAGGUCUUCAGAUCAUGCUUGAGGGGCUUAGAAUCGAAGGUGUGUUUGUGUGCAUGUGAGUGUGUGACAUUAAUUCUUGUGGUAAAGCUUUAUCUCAAUUUAGCAAAUGUUUCUGAAGGAAAAUAAAAUUACCGGAUAGUGGCACACACACACACACACAUCACUAUGCAGUGACAUGAUCCGUUGUGCAGGCACCUCCUCUGAAAUGAAGCAGACAGUCCAGCUUAGCCUUUUUUUUUUGCUGAGGCACAGGAAACGUGUGAGAAGUAGCAAACUGAGUUGUGUUAUGUCUGGGUAGAGGACAACAUGUGCUUAUUGGAGGGGGGGGGGGGGGGGGAGGGUGGUUACAAAUCGAAUCAAUAAAUUAUAAAUACCACCAAUCAUUUAAAUUCAUUACUGGAAAAGAUAGCUGUUGUAUUGCCUGCUAGCUUAUUAGCAUUUUAAAUUAAUCUUGCCAUUGAAAUGAGGUAGAUCUCUACAACAAGACCAUAUGUAAUAAUAUCAAAUAUGUUGAUGUAACAAAUUGAUACUGACAUGAGAAGUGUUGGAAUUGACUUAAUCGUUUUCUCAAGUAUGUGGCACUUGCGGGGAAUAGCAUUUGGAUCUCCCUACGUCUUUGAAUUUUCUUUGGAACGCUAAAAAAGGUAUAUAGUACAAAGUACAGUGAUGCGUCUUAUUUUUGGUUGGAGUGUGAAUGAAAAGUAUGGGACUGUGUCUGCACUACCAGUAUCCUGCCCCUUGAGAGCUUAAUGGGUCAAGGUCCUACCAUGUCCAGUGCAAAAUGUGCCAGAGUGUGUUCAGAUCAGGUCAUUCAUGCACACAAACAAUAUUGAUUUGUGUUUGGCUUUGUGUUCUGCUGUGAUUGAUAUGUUUUUGUAAGUUGAAGUUGAAGGUAAAUAUGUGAAGCUCUGCAUUCCGUGCUGAAAACUCCACUUGAUUCAAUAAAAAAUAUCAUUUCUACUGGAAA
Alosa sapidissima (American shad) is the source of this 2184-nucleotide messenger RNA. It is a transcript of the gene phb1, whose product is annotated as prohibitin. The record is from RefSeq and is a predicted model, not a curated record. Lineage: Eukaryota; Metazoa; Chordata; Actinopteri; Clupeiformes; Clupeidae. Gene Ontology annotation, cellular component: membrane; mitochondrion. Bases 175 to 990 code for a protein of 271 amino acids. Gene Ontology annotation, biological process: mitochondrion organization. The transcript is spliced from 7 exons.